Messenger RNA from Toxorhynchites rutilus septentrionalis, 1044 nucleotides. RefSeq lists its product as uncharacterized. The coding region runs from base 125 to 952 and encodes 275 amino acids. NCBI's taxonomy places the organism in Eukaryota, Metazoa, Arthropoda, Insecta, Diptera, Culicidae. The transcript has 3 exons. The record is from RefSeq and is a predicted model, not a curated record. Gene Ontology annotation, cellular component: cytoplasm.
GGAAAUCGAUUUGUUUACAAAUAUAUGUUGCAACGUAGGCUCAUUCAUCUGAAAACUUUUCUUUUAUCUUCAGUUUAUUGAUAGUACACUCAGUGUAUACGAGACGAAUUGGAUUUAUCCGGCUAUGUUGCAUUUUCUUCUAUAUCUGCUUAUGGCAAUAGGACCUAGAGCCUGCGAAAAAGAAUGGAGUGGCGUGUGGUUUCCUCAGUCUCCAGAAAAUAAAAACAAAUCGCUCACAGAUUCGGAAACAAGCCGUUCGAACGACACGAAUCAGACUCUUGUCAACCAUAAGAGAAUUCCAAUGGGCGUUGAGAAUGAGAAAUGCGAUGACGCACAUAAAAAUCUCGGCAUUGAUUUUGAUCCCUACGACAUUCGUCACUCCACAGUAUACAUGUGUUUGGAUAACAGGCGAGAUUAUCGUGGGGAUUACAACAUGGAACCACUGAUUACCGUUUACGAUAUUCCGGAUGCAUACGUUGCAUUGCAUAAGUGUAUGAACACGAGCAUUCAAUAUGCUGAACGAAUUCCCACAUUCGGAACACAUCGUCCUCUUUGGCCACGCUAUGGGGAAUACAAGUACGUACCGCCGCAGCGAUGGGUACAUAAUAGUGAGCAUGGUGCGGUGAUUGCCCUGUAUCAUCCCUGUGCCAAUAAGCAUCAAAUCGAGGAAUUGAAACUCAUAGUCAAAAGUUGCCUGUACAGACAUAUAAUAACUCCUUCAGAUUUACCGUCUAAGGAUCGACCAUUUGCAAUCGUUGCUUGGGGUGCACUGCUAGAGUUCUCUGUCCUUCAGCGAGACGUGGUAGAAAAUUUUAUUAGAACCUAUGCGUUGAAAGGACCGGAACAGAUUUCACGCGACGGCCAAUAUGACCAUCUGCUUCUGGCGCCAGCUCAAGUCGUUUCCACCAUAGACGACGAUGUGUUGUGCCCUAAACACAGAAAGCGAGAUUAGUUACAAAGUGAAUGACUCAGGUCAAAACAGUGAUAUUUCGGAUAUUUUACACAAUCAUACCAGUUACUAAAUAACAAAUUAUAACUAAAGGA